AUGACUUCUAUUCAAGAAAACAUAGUUUACGAUGCAAUUCAUAGAGCAUAUGCAUUAACAGAUUAUAAUACUCAAGAUACCUUAGACAAACAAUUUGAAUUUAUGCAACAAACUAUUCUUGAUGAUAAAUCUCUUACAAAAGAUGAAAAAUCAUAUAUAAUAAAAUUAUUAAAUGAAGAUUUUGAUUAUUAUAAAAUUCUUCUUAAUGAAGGAACAAAAAGAAUUUGUGAAAAUUGUCAUGAUGAAUGUUUAGCUACAUUAUACUGUGAACAUUGUGUUCGAAAUUAUUUAAAAUCAAAAUUUUCAAACUGGACAUCUGGUAAUAAUGAUAUUGAUAAUUUAAUACAACAAUGUCAAAUGGAAGCACUUAAAUAUUUAAUAUUUUUCAAUUUAUCAUAUGGUAUCCAUUCUACUAUUCUAUUUGGUUUAACUAAAGGUGGAUGCUCCGAAAUUUAUACAGCAUAUUGGAUUGAUGGACGUUAUGAUGAAUGGGAUUCAAAAGAAAAUCAUUUAAAAAGAUAUAAAGAACAUGAUGUAAUACUUAAAAAGUUAGAAAAUGUUGAGAGUGCUAAUAAAAGUUGGUUUGAAGAGGGUAAAUUUCAUUUAUCUAUAAGUAAUAAAUAUAUGAUAGUCAUAUUGUUAAAUGCUUUGGUAUAAAGAAAAUGCAAUUCACAGAGAUUUGCAUUCUGGAAAUAUAUUAUUUAGUAAAACAAAUAUUCGUAUAAGUGAUCUUGGAUUUUGUGGACCAGUCGAUAAACCAUUAAAUAGUAUAUAUGGAAAUCUUCCUUAUAUAGCUCCUGAAGUUAUUGGAAAAAUGAAAUAUUCU
Molecule: messenger RNA, 826 nt
Organism: Rhizophagus irregularis DAOM 181602=DAOM 197198
Lineage: Eukaryota; Fungi; Glomeromycota; Glomeromycetes; Glomerales; Glomeraceae
Source: RefSeq, a predicted model, not a curated record